Molecule: messenger RNA, 1440 nt
Organism: Acanthosepion pharaonis
Lineage: Eukaryota; Metazoa; Mollusca; Cephalopoda; Sepiida; Sepiidae
Source: the annotation of a GenBank genome assembly
AUGCUUUCCGAGAAAUAUGGUUGCAUGUCUUGCCAAAUACUCCACAGGAAAAAAGCGCACUUAUGGCUUGCUUUAAUAUUUAACACUUUUUUGUCUUUAUCUAUCUAUCUAUCUAUCUAUCUAUCUAUCUAUCUAUCUAUCUAUCUAUCUCUGUUCAUUAUCUACCUAUCUAUCUCUGUCCAUUAUCUAUCUACCUGUAUUCACUAUCUAUCUAUCUAUCUAUCUAUCUAUCUAUCUAUCUAUCUAUCUCUGUUCAUUAUCUAUCUAUCUAUCUCUGUUCAUUAUCUAUCUAUCUAUCUCUGUCCAUUAUCUAUCUACCUGUAUUCACUAUCUAUCUAUCUAUCUAUCUAUCUAUCUAUCUAUCUAUCUAUCUAUCUAUCUAUCUAUCUAUCCAUCUAUAUACACACACACGCAUAUAUAUAUAUAUAUAUAUAUAUAUAUAUAUAUAUAUAUGUUUUCCUCGACUUUUUCUCCUUUCUGUUUUGUUUUCUUUUUAUUAUUUCUCGUGCUUGCUUUUUUCCUUCAUUCUUUGUUAUUAUUAAUUAUUUCUCUUGUUUGCAAAUUUUGUCUCUAUUUAAUUUGUUGCAUCUUUUUUCUUUCUGUUUGACCAUUUCUUUCUUUGUUUUCUUCAUUUCAUUCAUUGAUUUUCUUCAUUCAUAUUUUUCUUCAGUGUUUUUUUUGGUUUUCUUAAUUCAUAACAAUUUUCUUUAUUCGGUCCUUAUAUCUGUCUUUCUAUCGUUUCUUUCUACACGCUUUUUUGCUGAUUUUUUCCUUAUGUGUUUUUGUCCUCCUUUCUUCCCGGAUCUUCAAUAUUUCGUUCUUCUUCCUUUUUUUAUGUUGUCGCCUUUACUCUUUCUUUCUUUCUUUCUUUCUUUCUUUCUUUCUGAAAGCGAUCACUUUCAUUUUUAUUCUCUUUAUUUUAGUGCAUUCUCAUUUUGCUUCCACUCUCCUUUUUUUAGUAUUUUCUUCAUUUUACUUUCUUUCUUUCUUUUCUUCUUCCUUUCUUUCUUUCUUAAAGCUUCCACUCUCCUUUUUUUAGUAUUCUCUUCAUUUUACUUUCUUUCUUUCUUUCUUUUCUUCUUCCUUUCUUUCUUUCUUAAAGCUUCCACUCUCCUUUUUUUAGUAUUCUCUUCAUUUUACUUUCUUUCUUUCUUUCUUUUCUUCUUCCUUUCUUUCUUUCUUAAAGCUUCCACUCUCCUUUUUUUAGUAUUCUCCUCAUUUUACUUUCUUUCUUUCUUUCUUUUCUUCUUCCUUUCUUUCUUUCUUAAAGCUUCCACUCUCCUUUUUUUAGUAUUCUCUUCAUUUUACUUUCUUUUUCUUUCUUUCUUUUCUUCUUCCUUUCUUUUCUUUCUUAAAGCUUCCACUCUCCUUUUUUUUAGUAUUCUCUUCAUUUUACUUUCUUUCUUUCUUUCUUUUCUUCUUCCUUUCUUUCUUUCUUAA